Messenger RNA from Bicyclus anynana (squinting bush brown), 2544 nucleotides. It is a transcript of the gene GPHR, whose product is annotated as Golgi pH regulator. Gene Ontology annotation, cellular component: Golgi cisterna membrane. Gene Ontology annotation, biological process: intracellular pH reduction. The transcript is spliced from 9 exons. The record is from RefSeq and is a predicted model, not a curated record. NCBI's taxonomy places the organism in Eukaryota, Metazoa, Arthropoda, Insecta, Lepidoptera, Nymphalidae. Gene Ontology annotation, molecular function: voltage-gated monoatomic anion channel activity. The coding region runs from base 150 to 1538 and encodes 462 amino acids.
AUUUGACAUUUCGUUUUCCCAUACGGUCCGGCUGAAAAGUUGAAAACAUGUUUGUUUUUAAAAUAACCAUGCAUUUGUAAUUAAUAUUUUCAAGUUUCUCUUGUUUGAUAAAUAAGUAUGUGAUAAUCUGCAAUAUUAAACCUUACAUAAUGACUUUCCUGGAGGACACUCUCAUAAUAUUAAUUUCACAGACUGUUUUCUUCGUAGGAGGAUGGGUCUUCUUUGUGAAGCAGCUGUUCAGAGACUACGAGGUCCACCACUUGUUAGUGCAACUCAUAUUCUCUGUCACCUUCGCUCUCAGCUGCACAAUGUUUGAACUCAUCAUAUUUGAAAUCAUUGGAUAUUUGGACUCAAGUUCCAGAUAUUUCCACUGGAACGUUGGCCUGUAUUCACUGCUGUUUAUGGUCAUAGCCCUAAUACCAUUCUACAUCGCAUACUUCUGCAUUAGUAAUGUUAGAUUUGUGUCGAAAAACAUGAUACGGCCGUUGACUAUGUUUGUGUGGUUUAUUUAUUUAUACUUCUUUUGGAAGAUUGGAGACCCAUUCCCUAUAUUGAGCCCAAAACAAGGCAUAUUUUCUAUAGAGCAAGGCGUCUCACGGAUAGGUGUUAUAGGAGUGACAGUCAUGGCCUUACUAUCCGGCUUUGGUGCUGUCAACUAUCCCUAUACAUCAAUGGCUAUAUUUAUAAGACCAGUAACCCAGUCAGAUGUAUUAUCCAUAGAGAAGAAGCUUCUCCAAACCAUGGACAUGAUACUUGUGAAGAAGAAGAGGAUUGCAUUGGCUGAAUCCAACAACAUGGGUCGGAACCAGUACAUGAAUGACCAGUCCGGGGCAAAGAAUAGGGGAUUCUGGAGGAAUAUACUAUCCAGUGUUGGCAGCAUUGGAAAUCCUCUAAGCCAGGGCACUGAAAAUAUAGCACAACUGCGUCAAGAGAUAUCAGGUCUAGAGGAGUUGAGCAGGCAACUGUUCCUAGAAGCGCACGACGCUAGAACGAUGCGGGAGAAGAUAGAGUGGUCGAGAACAUUCCAGGGGAAGUACUUCAACUUUCUGGGGUACUUCUUUUCUUUGUACUGCAUUUGGAAGAUAUUCAUUUCAACAAUAAACAUAGUGUUCGAUCGAGUCGGCAAGAAGGAUCCAGUGACGCGAGGCUUGGAAAUAGUGGUGCACUGGCUCGGGUGGAACAUCGACGUGUCGUUCUGGUCACAGCACGUGUCCUUCAUACUGGUGGGCUGUAUAGUGCUCACCAGCAUCAGGGGACUGCUUCUGACCCUCACUAAGUUCUUCUACAAGAUAUCGUCCUCCAAGUCGUCGAACAUUAUAGUUUUAAUACUCGCUCAAAUAAUGGGCAUGUAUUUUUGUUCGUCCGUCCUAUUGAUGCGUAUGAACAUGCCUUCAGAGUAUAGAAUAAUUAUAACGCAGGUGUUGGGGGAGCUGCAAUUCAACUUCUACCACCGGUGGUUUGAUGUUAUAUUCCUUGUAAGCGCUUUAACAAGCAUUUUCACCCUAUAUUUAGCUCAUAAACAACCGUCUGUUAAUUAAAUUUAGGAUUCAAAAAAGCCAAAGAAAUUUUGAGAAAAAGAAUAAGUGACAAACAGUAAUUGGGGUAUCAGAUUUUUUGUGGCAUAAACGGCUGUAUCUUUUUUACGUCAACUUGGAAGUUUGACUUUUUCACUGCUUCAAGGGGCUGUAGACCUGAGAUUUAGGCUGCCAGUCCACCGAAGCGGAGCGAGGCAGCGGAGCUGAGAAACGGAGAAACAUUAACCAAUAUGAUUGCACGAUAUCUUCACUCCUCUUAAGUGGACAGGGACUUGCGAGCUAGUUUAAAAAUUCAUAUAAACAUGGUAAGCGGUGCAGGAAAACGGAGCGGGGGUAAAUAUUUUUUUCUGCAACAUUGUCUGCAACUCUGUCCGCAUUAGUCCGUUCCCUCGCUUCAGUGGACAGGCAGCCUUAAUGUGGCAUUAGCGGCCAUAUCUUUUUUGUACCGUCAACUUGUUUGACCUUUCACAGCUUCAAGGGUCUGUAGACUUUAGUUUUAAUUUCAACUACAGUGCCUCAAUGCGUCAUCAAGGUAAAGGAUCUCUACUGACAGACCGGCAAAGUGAUCUUAUAAGGAUUCCGUUUUUUCCUUUUGAGGUACCCUAAAAUAUAAAAAUAAUUCGCUUAAAAAUUUAUAAUCCAUAAGGGGUUGAAAUUUUUCAGAAAAGUCCUUAACUUCAAAAUGUAAAAUGUAUUGGGGUUGAAAAGGGGAUAAAAACUUACACGGCAUGGAUUUUCUGGCACAAAAUCGCGCGCGUAUGCUAACUAAAAUAAUAAAUAAGCCCACACUUAUAUUGCAUCAUCACUUAACAUCAGGUGAGAUUGUAGGUAAGGGCUAACUUGUAAUGAAAAAAAUCCCUACCCAGAAAAGCUUGGGUGGUAUCUUAGUACAUAAGACUGAUUCAAUCAAUGGUUACACCUAAGAUUAUGAGUCCUUAACCUUAAGUAUUAAGUAUGCAAAAUCAACGUUGUAAAUAUUAAUUAACUUAAUAAAUUAUAUAUUUCUAUA